Zonotrichia albicollis (white-throated sparrow) is the source of this 5483-nucleotide messenger RNA. It is a transcript of the gene SPARCL1, whose product is annotated as SPARC like 1. Gene Ontology annotation, molecular function: extracellular matrix binding; protein binding; calcium ion binding. NCBI's taxonomy places the organism in Eukaryota, Metazoa, Chordata, Aves, Passeriformes, Passerellidae. The record is from RefSeq and is a predicted model, not a curated record. Gene Ontology annotation, biological process: anatomical structure development.
GCCGCUGAGCUCCGCUGGCCCAGAGCCCGUGAGCGCUGAAUUGUCUUUCUGAUUCAAUAAUCCACCAGAAUUCCACCAGCCCACUGCCCCCACCUCACCCCAUGGAAGCCUAGGAGUCCUUGCUCACCCAAGACCCAAAGAGUACCAUCCUCCUUCACUGACACUUGCAGCGCAAGGCACAUGCUGAGAAGGUCUGCUCCAGACACCAAAACACAUCUCAGGAAAAGCAGCCACAUUUUGCAAGGCUCAAGGAUUUCUGGUACAUCAGUGGCAGGCCAAGAAGGAGCACCUCUUCUACUGCUAUGAAAGGAAACCUCUAAGCUCUACCCCUGUACCAUUAACUAUUGUCCUCUACAAGAUCUGGAAAACAUGAAGGCUGUAGCCCUCUUCAUUUGCCUUGUAGGACCAGUUUUUGCUAUUUCAAUCCAUCCUGUAAACCACAAGCUCAGAACUCACAGACAGAAAACUCCAGAAAAGACUGAGUAUAUUCAUCCAGAAGCUUCAAAGGAAGAGAACACAGGGUAUGUAGACGAGGGUGAUUUGCUGCCCACUGCCAGAAACUUAAAACCAGGCUCUGAAGACAGGGAUGGGCCCCAGACCAUGAGGAAGAAAGAAAGAACUGGGAGCAAGCAUCAAGUGAAAAACAGCCUGAAAAGCAUUGAUUUCCUUGCACUGCACAAUAAACUAGGUUUGGCUUCAGAUACCCAGGACAGUGACUCUGGGAGCAGCGGCAGAGAACAGUCCAGCUCUGAGCACGACCAGUUCAGGAACCAUGAGAAACAUGGGAACACGGCAAACCAACACCUUCCAGGCCACACAGAACACCCAGGGGGUGCCUUCAGCCUUCAGCAUGAGCAUAACAUGUGGAAAUAUAACAAAAAUGCUGUUGGCCUGUCUGAAAAACACAGUGAAAGCGAUGAUGAGGAAAGCAUGGAAGAAGAGGACGAGAAAUGGGGUGAAGAAACUGAUUACAGAGACACAAAGCACAAAGACCAUCAGACACAUCAAGGUGACCAAUACAAAAGGCAGGAUCAUGAGAACAGCAUGCAAUUAGAUGAUGAACUGAGAGAUUCCAGACAACUAACCUGGAAAACCAAGAGACACAGCAAGAAAUUUGACCUAGAGGAAGAAGAGAGGGAGAACAGGAAGAAGUCCUAUAAAGAAGAAAUCCCCCUCUCUCAAAAAACCCAUAAUGAAUAUCAGGAUAGCAAACAGCAAAGUCAAGAGAGAAACUACCAUAUUCAAGUGAACUACCAGAGCGAUCACGACGCGGUGGGGAAAACACAAGAUAGGGAAGACAGUAAUGAUGAGGACAGUCACGACAGUGGUGACAUUGGUGGUGAGGAAUAUCUCAGCAAUACCUGGAAAGAAACAGCCUAUGAGGAAGAGGAGAGAAUCCAGAGUAACGACCAGGAGAGCACCAGUAGCGAGCCUGAAGGGGAAGGAACCAUUGAAGAUGACACUGCAGUUCACAGAGAGACUGAGGAUUACAAAGUUGUCAAGAUUAAAGACCUUGCUCACUCUGAACAAGAUUACUAUGAUCAUGAGCCACCCAAUUCUGACAACAAGCAGCAACUGAAAAUGAGUAGCUCCAUUCAGAACAUGAAUUCAAUGGACAGUGAAGAUAAGGUUAAGACUACAGACAGUUCCCAUGGUCAGAUGGAAAGUGUCAGCAGCAGGAAUGAGGAGGGUCUCCUUGGACUGCCAGACACAUGUCGGAACUUCCACUGCAAAAGAGGCAAAGUCUGUCAUGCAGACAAACAAGGGAAACCCCACUGCAUUUGCCAAGAUCCUGCUGCUUGCCCUCCCACCAAAGACUAUGAGCAUGUUUGUGGUACGGAUAACAAGACUUAUGAUGGCACAUGUCAGCUCUUUGGCACCAAAUGUCAACUGGAAGGGACAAAAAUAGGACGCCAGCUGCACUUAGACUAUAUGGGCUCCUGCAAAUACAUCCCCCCCUGUACUGAUUAUGAAGUGGAUCAGUUUCCCCUCCGGAUGCGAGACUGGCUUAAGAACAUCCUUAUUCAAUUUUAUGAACGUGACCUGAACACUUCUGGGAUUCUAACUGAAAAGCAAAGGAAUAAGGUAAAAAAGAUCUAUCAGAACGACAAGCGCCUUGUGGCUGGUGACCACCCGGUUGAGCUGCUCCUGCAUGACUUUGAGAAAAAUUACCACAUGUAUGUGUAUCCUGUGCACUGGCAGUUUCACCAGCUUGACCAGCACCCUGUUGACAGAUUAUUAACACACUCGGAGCUUGCGCCCUUGAGAGCCUCCCUUGUUCCCAUGGAACACUGCAUAACCCGUUUCUUCCAGGAGUGCGAUGGAGACAAGGACAAACUCAUUGCUUUGAAGGAAUGGUGCCACUGCUUUGGGAUUAAGGAAGGUAAACCUAAAAGAAUAGUCAGAUGCACCUGACAGAAUGUUCCUGCCAAGAACAUUACUCUGACCUCAAAGUAAGGCAAAGAAAUUGUGAGCAGAAGCCCAUGGCCACAGUGCCAAGAGGAACACAGAACACUAAUAACAAGCCUGCAAAAGGUCAAGAGGGUUAACAACGCAGCACAGGUUAACCCCAGAAGAGUUAUGGGACAGAGGGCAUUUGGCCAAACAAGCACACUGAAGAAAUGUGUUUAAAAUCCUACUAGCAAGUCCUUAAUUUAAGUGGAGGCUGAUUCUGGUCAGAAGUCAGACACGUGGAACCUUUGCUCUUCCCAGAAUUUUUCCAGCUCUUCUGAUAACACUUUACCAGCCAUGAAGGAUGAAAGCUGCAAGGAGUUAUCUUAGUACAUGUAUACUUGUGCCAGUGAUUGCUCAUUCAUAGCAUCAGUCACUUUAUUGAUAGUGAUACAGCAUAAAACUGUCCCUUCAGCACAAAAUGUUAAUAAUGUUUUCUUCUUCUUUGUUGCAGAGGACAUAAAUGAAAAUCUCCUUUUCUGAGCCCAGUGAACAGACUUCCACUAUUGUACUAAAAUUGAUGAAUCCUGCUUACUUUUGUAAUUAACAGUUUAACAGCCUUCAAGAAAAUGGUGGAAUGAGGAUCACUGAAUUCUUAUCAAAUAACCCAAGUGCAGAAAAUUCCUACACUCAAUAACAGGAGAAAAAUUUAACUACUUAUAGCUAAAAAAACAGUGUUGCCUCCCACAUGUAUCCAUGAUCUUUCUGAACCAAUAAACAACUACUAACCUAAUGACUAAGCUGUUCACAAAACUCUUCAGUAGAAUUGUAGAAUGUAGAUGGUAUCACCCACUGAAAUGGGAUCUGUUUCCUUUAUUUACUGUAUUGUCAGCCUAACACGCUGCAUAGAAGUCUCAAAUAAAAUAGAAGUCUAUUGGAGAUAUGGGUUUCGUCACAACUUUGUUGAAGAAAAUUGUGUUUCUUCCACCUUAGCCCACCUUUUGCUCUCCUCAAGAGAGGCACAAUUUAAGCAUAAAAAAACUCAGGACAGGAUGAGAUUAUUCCUGAAUCCCCAUAAAUUUGUGAUUUUAAGGUAAGCACUUCACUGAAAACAUUCCAGGCAUAUUCUGCUUUAAGGAAAAAGCCCCGAAUGCUAUUUCCACAAAGGAUGAUCAGCAAACACCUUUCACCUGAACCACAUCACCUCUCCAAAGAAAAGAAGAUGGGAGUGAGAAAUGCUAUUUUGGUAGCUUAAAUAGUGGAAGUCCCAUCCCCCUCUGCUAAUUUGCUCUUGAACCAGCAAAGGCUGAUAAUCAUUGUCCAAUGCCAGGCUGAUGCCCUGGGAUACAAUGAAUUAAGCUGUGAUUAUUUUCAACACAAGGACUUCUUACACAAACCAGAGAUUGCUUCCUAGAACUGCCAUUUUUUUUCCAUAAUCCUGACUUUUUGCUCACUUCACAUUCUGCAACAUUACACAGCAGUGUAAAUAACUCAGCCUAGAUGGCAUGUACAAAAGCACAUUCUCUAUGCUAGUUCCAUUUGGAAAAGAUCCUUUCUCUGGGACUUCAAAUAUCUUGGGAGAGAAAGUAAUUUUGACAGCACUUUUCCAGCCUGGCUGCAGCCUAUGGCUUAUUUGCUCUGUCUUUUGUUUAACCCAGACAGAGUUGGGUGGCAGAAACACAGCUCUCAAACUGCAAGUACACUGCCAGUACACAGCUGGCCUCAAAAGGUAAUGACUUUAACCCACAAAUUCCCAUUUCUUCAGGAAAAAGAAUUUAUGCUGUCUCUAGUUUGCAGCUUCAGUACUCUCAGUAUUAUCAUCCGAGUACUCCUCCAGCAUUGCUACAGUCAGAAUAUCUACAAUGAAAAAAUAAACAACAAAUACCCUUUUCAUAACACAUUUCCACUGCCAAGCCUGUCAAUUCUCUGAGGAUAGUAGCGGUUGUUACAAAAAAAACCUGCAGUUUUUAUCAGCUGAGAAGCAAACUAAUAACCCAAAACAACUGAAGAAGUGAUGAUUCAUAACAUUUUGUGGUUUUCUGAUGCAAGAAGAGUAUUAAAAACUGUAGAUAGAGACUGCAGAUCCACAUCCCUUGACUGUCUAAGAAGGUUCUGCUCUUAUGGAUCAUGCUUUCAAAAUCCAACUACACUGCUGGGAGUCUACUCUGCACAAUGCAGCACAUCACAGAAGAAAACAGACGGGCAGGAAGGGGUAAGCAAGGAUUGAAAGAAAAAUUCAUACCUUUUGACACUACCUUUCCUUUGAAAAGAACACUAAUAACUCUGCAAGAUUCCCAGGGUUUCCUGCAUAAACACCCAUAACUCCUCCAGGUUUCACUAACUAAUUGGGAGGCAGGGGUAGGGUUGAAAAGGAGAAAGUCCUAAACCCAUUAAUUAGUUACGCAGGAUGUGGAUAAAGUCUCAACAGUGCAUGAGUGUGUCACAGUACUGCUACACAAGGUAAUUCCAGACCAUGACAUUUAUCACCAACUCUCUUCAACCCAUGGAUCAAAAUUCCUGAAGUCCUCAGGUCUCAACAUCAACUUUCAGCUGUCACUGUCACCAACUCCUGACACCAGUACACAAUUAACAGCAAUUGAUUAAAAACAGAGAGGGAAGUGUCAGCAACUGCUGUGCAGCCCCUGUUAGCAGCACAAAUGCUAAAGCCCCCAUCAGCCUCCUGACUGCAAGUUAUUCACAUCACCUGUAGGGUGAGAAACCAGCACAAUUUACAAGAUUAUAUUUCAAGGCUGCUCUUUCCAGUGAUUCUGUUGAUGAUGCAGUCUCCACAACAGCUGUACUGUACCCCACAAGCCGUGGGAAGAAAAGGAACCACAAAAUUCAGCUCCUCAAAUCAGUCACAACUUCUUUGACACAGAGGCACAGUCACGCAUUCAUGUGAAUCCCAGCCACACUGUAAACUAAAAAGUAAUUGAAUGUGAAAACUAAUCACUCAAAGUACAAAAUCCCUGCAAAGAUAUGUUAAGCAAAAUGACUCAGAAAAGAAAUUUCACUUUAUUAUGCAGCACUUAAGUCAUUAUUCAGGUUAUCCUACAAGUCUCUCAUUCCUUAGGGAUUCAUAUUCCUGGAAA